Aspergillus novofumigatus IBT 16806 is the source of this 1115-nucleotide messenger RNA. RefSeq names its product phytanoyl-CoA dioxygenase family protein. Lineage: Eukaryota; Fungi; Ascomycota; Eurotiomycetes; Eurotiales; Aspergillaceae. The transcript has 2 exons. Bases 89 to 961 code for a protein of 290 amino acids. The record is from RefSeq and is a predicted model, not a curated record.
GCAUCAUUUUCCCCCGCAUUUUUUCCCCUCAACUCAUCCCACUUCUUCCACUUAUUCUUUUCCCACAAUCAAUUUCUACGUCUAAACCAUGGAAGGCCUCACCCCCUCUCAACUCACAUUCUUCCGUGAGAACGGCUACCUUAAUCACACCCCUCACCAAAUUCACCACCGGCGACGACGAAACCAACAAAAACGACCCCACGUCGGCGACGACUACUUCCUCAACUCCGGCGACAAGAUCCGCUUCUUCUUCGAACCGGACGCCUUCUCCUCCACCCCCGACCCCGCAACCGGCAAGCCCACCCUCCUCAAGCCCAAACAGCAAGCAAUCAACAAAAUCGGACACGCGUUGCACUCGCUCUCCCCGCCCUUCGAGAAGGUCUCCCUGAGCGCGCGCAAUGCCGCCAUAGCCAAGUCCCUGGGCUUCGUGGACCCGCGCUUGCUGCAGAGUAUGGUGAUCUGCAAGCAGCCUGGGAUCGGGGGCGCGGUGCCGCCGCAUCGGGACUCGGAGUUUUUGUAUACGAGGCCGCCGUCAGCGGUGGGGUGGUGGUUUGCGCUACAGGAUGCGGGGCCGGGGAAUGCGACACUGGGGAUGUGGAAGGGUUCGCAUCGGCAGGGGAUCAAGAGGCGGUUCGUGAGGAAAAUUGGGGAGAAUGGGAAGGUUGUUGGGACGGAGUUUGUGGAGAAUGAUGGGCCUGAGAUGCCGAGGGGGUCCGAGGGUUACGGUCAGGACCAGGGUCAGGAGGUCAAGGAUGAGGAUUUGGAGAUUCUGGAUAUCACGGCCGGGUCGUUGGUGCUGAUUCAUGGGAAUGUGUUGCAUAAGAGCGAGAAGAAUACCAGCCCGCGCAGCCGGUUUGCGUAUACUUUCCAUGUCAUUGAGGGUGCGGACGGCUGGGACUAUGAUGAGAGGAACUGGCUGCAGCCUCCGGAGGGUGGCGAGUUUUCCAAGCUGUAUCGGUAGGAGACGAGAAGAAUUGUACGUACCUUACCCUUCUACUUGUCUGCGGUGGCUUCUUAGACAGCUGGAACGCCAAUCCCGCAUAUUGCUUCCAGAUUGCGUCCAAUAUCAUGAAGCCCCCGGUGCUAUGCUUGCCCACACUCGAGCAAUACAUGCC